Molecule: messenger RNA, 1082 nt
Organism: Daktulosphaira vitifoliae (grape phylloxera)
Lineage: Eukaryota; Metazoa; Arthropoda; Insecta; Hemiptera; Phylloxeridae
Exons: 2
Coding region: 1-741 (246 amino acids)
Source: RefSeq, a predicted model, not a curated record
AUGCCUUUAAAACAGGAUACUCCGUUUAAAGCUACAUUAAAGGCUUCUGGUAGUAAAGUACUUACCCCUAUCUCUAAUGAAGACUUGAUGGGUGCAUUGAAAGACUUUAAGAAGGAAAUGUUGACUUCUAACAAAGCGCUUUCUGAACUUCAAGACAAACAGUGUCGUUAUGUAAAGAAGUUGAUAUUCUCAAGGCAAAAAGUUGCUCGUCUCGAAUCUAAUAAUUCCGAGGAACUACCAAAAACGGUUGUGAUUGAAGCCCUUCAAGAAAUUUUUGAACGGGAAAAGUGUCAAUCUAAUUUAAUAUUUUAUGGAGUUUCUGAUCUGUCUUCUGGUAUCGCAUCUGAGCGUGUUGCACAUGAUAAACUGACGGUACAGAAUAUACUUCAAUCUCUUGGUGAUUCUGUUCCACAAAAUCCAAAACUCAUUCGCAUCGGUAAAGCUCGUGCAGAUACACCUCGCCCAAUUAAAGCUAUUUUCGAUAAUAAGCAGUCCGCUAUGCACUUAUUAUCGGCCUACAACACAGCAAGGCGCUCGGGUUGUUCCUUUCCUGAUGGCUUUCGAAUAGUCAGCGAUAAAACAAAUUUGCAACGCAAGUUGCUGCGUGAGUGUCACUUGGAGCUUGUCCGAAGAACCAACGAAGGCGAACCUGGCCUGCGAAUUUUAUUUGAAAAUGGGUUGCCGAAAGUAGGUAAAAUUCUUUCAAAAAACGGAGGACCCCAACUGCGCAUCCGCUCAUAACACCGACGAUCUUUCAUGGUCCACUGUCUGGUUACUACCAAAACUGUCGUGGACUCAGAUCAAAACUAACUCAUUUUAAUUGUAAUGUUUCUUCUUUAGAUUGUUUAUUCAUUGUACUCAUUGAAACUUGGCUCACUAGUCAAUUUUCUAAUUCUGAACUUGAUCUUUUUAACUAUAAUAUUUUUAGAUAUGACAGAUGUACGUUUACUAGUAAUUGUAAUCGUGGUGGUGGAGUCCUCAUUGGCAUUCGCCAAGGUAUUCACUCCUACCCCAUCCUAGUUGAACAAUUGAAUGUUGAACACGUCUUUGUUCGUCUUACUGUUGGUACCUUGAACUAUAUU